AUGAAGACGAUCUCUUUGCUCUUUUUCAUCUCUUUUUUCAUCAACGGUGUGAGUAACCCAGAAUCAGAUCAACUAAAGUCAGUGUCAGUAAAGGAUGGAGAUUCUGUUACUCUACACACUGAUGUUCUUGAUAUCAAGAAAUAUGAUGCGAUGCAGUGGAGAUUUCAAGGGAUUCGUAUAGCUCAUUUUAAUAAAUCAGACAGUAAGAUAUCAGAAGAUGAGAGAUUCAGAGACAAACUGCAGCUGGAUGUUCAGACCGGAUCUCUUAAAAUCAAAAACAUCAGAAUGGAUCUCUCUGGACUUUAUGAAGUAGAGAUCACCAGCAGCAGCGGUUAUACCAUACAUCAGUCAUUCACAGUUACUGUCAGUGGUGAAGUGAAGUCAGUGUCAGUGAUGAAAGGUGAUCCUGUCACAAUAUACACUGAUGUUCCUGACAUUAAAACCUAUGAUCAGAUACUGUUGAUCUUUGGGUGUGAUGAAAAAUGGAUCGCUGAAGUAAAUAAACAAAACAAAAAGUUUACUCUAUAUGGGGAAGUCAGAGACGGACUGAAGCUGAAUGAUCAGAAUGGAGAUUUCACCAUUACAAACAGCAGAACUGAAGAUGCUGGAGAUUAUGAACUGAAGUUGAGUAGCAGAAGACGAUCCAUUCAGAGGAGAUUCAGUGUUAGUGUCAGUGAUCAGCAAGGUUUGUCUCCAGGUGCUGCAGCAGGAAUAUCUGUUAUCUUCAUCCUGCUUGCUACUGGUGCUGCUGCUGGUGUGAUUUACUAUCGCCGUAAGUUCGCUAAAGCAAAACAACAACUGGCUUAUGCAGGUAAAAUGGAGAAAGUCUCAGUGAAUGAGGGGGAGUCUUACACACUGAAGAAUACUCUUACUGACAUACAGAGAGAUGAUGUGAUAGAGUGGAGAUUUAAAGAAACUCUCAUAGCUGAAAUCAAUCCUGCCAACAAUAUCUUCAGUACAUAUGAUGGUGAUAAAGGUCUAUUCAGAGGUAAACUGAAUCUGAAUCCUCAGACUGGAGAUCUCAACAUCAAAGACAUCAGAGAGGAACACACUGGAGUUUAUAAACUGAAGAUCAUCAGAGAUGGAGAAACCUCAUACAAGAGAUUCAGUGUGUUUGUCAGAGGUGAGUAA
Messenger RNA from Misgurnus anguillicaudatus (oriental weatherfish), 1131 nucleotides. The record is from RefSeq and is a predicted model, not a curated record. Lineage: Eukaryota; Metazoa; Chordata; Actinopteri; Cypriniformes; Cobitidae.